CACAAGUCUUACCUCACCCUUUUCCAGCUCAGCCCCACCUUACUUCCCCCAGUCACCCCCCUCCCACUCCCACAUAUAUGCAAACAUAGAGUUGUAACGUAAACUCUCUGUGCACUCUACAAUCUGUAUCGAGGGAAAAAUGCCAUGCCUGGGCAAUCUCCUCAACUCGCCAGCUUCAGCGUUGGAGCUCACUCCAUAUCCCAAACUCAAGCCCGUUCCUCAAGAAAUCCCGUUGAUUAAUCCGGCAAUCGUGGAACCGGAGCAGGAUGAGUUCAAACUGGGAACUCUAUUGACGGAGUUCAACGAUGAUGACAAACGAGGAGAAACCACGGGGAAUGGUGGCGAAGGAGGAUUAAUUGAAAAGAUUCGGAACCCGGAGAAGGAUUUUGGUUCCUUGUUCCAACCAAAGCUUCGAUUGAGUGAGGCCGAGCAUGAAGAUGGUGGUGGAAUUGAAAGGGGUUCGAAGCCAUGCAGAGUCAAGUGGUCCACCACCGCGAAGCUUGUCCAAGAAUGGUCGAAGAGGAAAAUUGAGCAAGGGGUUCCUGAAUUCAAGGUCUCCUUGCCCUUCCUUGUUGGAGCUCCGAAAUUGGUCCAAUGUAGUGCUUGCCAAACUGUAGUUUACCAUGAGGAGGAGAUACUGUGUUCUGUUCGCGGCUGUCGGGGUGUUUUUCACCUGAAAUGUGCAAAAGAAACUCUCGGUUUCUCAUCUUCAAAGCAAUUUAAGUGCCCUCAACAUGAGUGCUUUUUAUGUAAGCAAAAGAACCGUUUGUGGCGAUGCUUAAGAUGUCCAAUAGCAUGCCAUGAUAAGUGUGCACCAUUCCCGGAGCAUGUGGUCCAUUUUCCUGAUCAACCAGGCGAAGCUAUUUGUUGGCGGCAUCCUACUGAUUGGCGUUUGGAGAAGAAGCAUGGGGUUCCGGCAAAAAACAUGGAGGAUAUAUUCUCUCUCUUGCCUCUUCCAUAUAAUGAGGAGGAGUUCAAAAUUGACAUAAACUGGAAAGACCAGACAGAAAUGAAGUUGGAGCCACAUCCAUAUGUGCACAUCAAACGAAAUGUGUACCUAGUGAAGAGAAAGCGUAACAGUUCUGAUGCUGAUAUUGGAUGCACAAACUGCAGUUCUACUCAAUGCUCUGAGGGUUGUGUAUGCAGAGUUCAGUGCAUCAGCUGCUCAAAAGCUUGUAGUUGCUCCAAACAGUGUGCAAACAGACCCUUUCAGAAAGUGAAAAAAAUACAGAUCGUCAAGACACAACGUUGUGGUUGGGGUGUAGUGGCUGCUGAAUCUAUCAAUAAAGGAGACUUUAUAGUAGAAUACGUUGGAGAAGUAAUUGAUGAUGCCUUGUGCGAGAGAAGGUUAUGGGACAUGAAAGACCAGGAUGCUAAGAACUUCUAUAUGUGUGAAAUUAACAAGGACUUUGUGAUUGAUGCAACAUUCAAGGGAAAUGCUUCACGGUUUCUAAAUCACAGUUGUGCCCCUAAUUGUGUACUAGAGAAGUGGCAGGUUGAAGGGGAGACCCGUGUCGGUGUCUUUGCAUCUAGAUCCAUUGAGGUUGGAGAACCAUUGACCUACGAUUAUAGAUUCGUACAGUUUGGGCCAGAAGUUGAGUGUCAUUGUGGAGCUCCAAACUGUCAAGGGUAUCUCGGGACCAAAAGAAAGAUUGUCUUUGGCCCAAGGACUAAACGGAGGAUCAACUUGGGGUUAUCAUGGGGUCCUAAAAGACAAAGGACGUCAAAGAAAAUAGUAGGAAUAGUUAUAAAUUGAUUUUUCGGCAAUUUUUCAUCAAGCAUCUCAUUUAUGCAUGUAUAUUGCUGUUGUCAUUGAACACAUUAGAGUAAGAAGUCAAAGAACUACAGUUGUUGUAACAAUUGAAGAUUAUAGGAUAGGGGCACGAGGCGCCUCUGGUUCCCCUUGUAUAUCAUUCAUGUAUUCUCAUUGGGAUGUGCAAUAGAAAGAGGUAAAAGAACUACAGCUGAAUUGUUUAGAGUAACUAGAUUUUGAUGUGAAUGGAGAUACAUCAGGAUUUCCUUGUAAAAAUCUUUCUAGUAAUGUCAUUGAAUAGAAAGAUGUAAAAGAACUACAGCUCGAAUGUUAAAUUAACUACAUUUUUGGUGUUUGAAUAGAGAU
Molecule: messenger RNA, 2119 nt
Organism: Sesamum indicum (sesame)
Lineage: Eukaryota; Viridiplantae; Streptophyta; Magnoliopsida; Lamiales; Pedaliaceae
Product: histone-lysine N-methyltransferase ASHR3
Cellular component (GO): nucleus
Molecular function (GO): histone methyltransferase activity; protein binding
Source: RefSeq, a predicted model, not a curated record